UAUGGGUUUCCCAUCGUCGAUUGUACGUUUACAUGUAGGAUACAUACCUCCGCUCUACACACAAAUCAUUCAUUUCAUCAUGAAAACAUGGAAAGGAAAGGAAAGUAAAAACAAAAUACAAUCGAAAUAAAUGUUGUGAAUUGCUUCAGUAUUUAUGUAUGUGUAUCUACGUGAAAAAAUCUAAAUAAACAUACAAAAUGAGACUAAGAUUUGAACAUUGGUCCCUUCUAUGUAGGGGUCGAAGAAAAAAGAUUAUAGCUCUAAUUAUUGUUCUUAUAUUUCUAAUAAAUGCCAUGUUUUAUGUGGCUAUGACAUUAUUUGAGAGAGUUCAUAAAAGACAUAAUUGGAACGGUAUUCCAGGUAAGCAAUAUGAUAAUAAUUCUUAUUUGGAUAAAAAUGGAAUGAGAGUUAUUGUUGGUCAUUAUAUUGGUGGAAGCAGUGGUAGAAAGUUGCCUGAAGAUGUAAUAAAUGCAAAUUUAUACUCUCCGGUGCCAAUGGCCGGAGAAGGGGGGCGGCCGGUGGAGAUCUACCAGAGAGAGCUGAUAACUGCUAAGGAGCAUUUCUCACUCCAUUAUUACAAUAUUGUAGUUAGUGACAAGAUAUCUAUCAAUAGAAGUCUGCCAGAUGUGAGAAGUAAAAGCUGCAAAGACGUGAAAUAUGACAUAGACAACUUGCCGACGGCCACGGUGAUCAUUGUGUUCCACAACGAGGCGUGGUCCACCCUCAUGAGGACUGUCAUGUCUGUCAUUCGAAGAUCUCGCGACAGUUUGGUUAAACAGAUAAUCUUAGUGGACGACGCGAGCGAAAGGGCAUAUCUAGGGAAAGAGUUGGAAGACGCCAUAAUAGACUUUAAGCAAGUGCAUCUGCUGAGGAAUCCUAAGAGAACUGGCCUGGUGGGGGCGCGGCUGCUGGGGGCCAAGGCAGCCAGCGGCGAUGUGCUGGUGUUCUUGGAUGCUCAUUGCGAGGUGACGGAGGGGUGGCUGGAGCCGCUGCUGGAGCGCGCGGGCAGCGACGACGUGUUCGUGUGUCCGCACAUCGACCUCAUCUCCGAGGACACCUUCGCCUACACCAAGAGCGUGGACGCCCACUGGGGCGCCUUCAGCUGGCGCCUGCACUUCCGCUGGCUCGCGCCCAGCAAGGAGGUCAUGGAUGCCAAGCUGAAGGACCCCGCCAAGCCGUACCCCACCCCGACCAUGGCCGGCGGACUUUUCGCCGUCCGGAAAAGCCUCUUCUGGCGCCUCGGAGGCUACGACGAGGGCAUGGUGAUCUGGGGCUCCGAGAACCUGGAGCUGUCGUGGCGCGCGUGGCAGUGCGGCGCGCGCGUGGAGAUCACGUCGUGCUCGCGCGUGGGCCACAUCUUCCGCAAGCACAGCCCCUACAGCUACCCGGGCGGCGUGCAGCGCGUGCUCAACAACAACCUGGCGCGCGUGGUCUCCGUCUGGAUGGACGAGUACGCAGACUUCUUCUACAAGUUCAACCCGCACGUGGCCGCCGUGCGCGACGACCGCCGCGUGGCCGCCCGCGUGGAGCUCCGCAAGAAUCUGGGCUGCAAAUCGUUCAAAUGGUAUUUGGAUAAUAUAUGGCCGCAGCACUUCUUCCCCAGCGAGGACCGGUGGUUCGGCAGGAUCAAGAACGACCUGGGCGCGUGUCUGGCGCCCAACGCCAGCGUCCCGGGCGUGGGCGGCGCCGCCUCCGCCCAGCCCUGCCAUCCCGACGACCAGCUCGAGGGGCUGGUGGUGUUCACUCCGAAGGGCUCCAUCAUGGUCGACGUCGGGCUUUGCUUGGAGAAGGGCAACGGCCGCGUCGUCUGGAGAUUUUGCAACGAAAACCAUAGACAGUAUUGGGAACAAAAGGGCCCGAGGAUCAAGACGUUGACUGGUCUCUGCCUGACGCUAGUUACGAAUAAACAUCCGGAUCCGAGUGGCAUCGGCGCCCCCUUGACGACGGUGAGGUGCUCGGACGACCCGGCGCAGAUCUGGCAUUUCGAACGAGUGCCUUGGCGUUAAUUGUGAUAUAAAUGUUAAUUUAGAUUAAGUAGCAAUAAGUCGACUGCAAUCUCGUAACCUCUAAUUUUAACAAGAUAUAAUCUUGUAACCGUUUUAUUUUAAUUCGCACGAGGACGUGUUAAAUCCUAAUAUUUUAGUUUUUUUUUUGGCUCUUUAUUUUAGUACUUUAAAAAAUAUUUUAAAAUUGUACUUAUCUCACAAGGUGUUAUUAUCAUAGCACUUGUGCACUGGUUUUUACUUUACAAACUUGACUUUAAUUAACUUUUACUAAAUUAAAAUAUAAUUUUGACCGAUGAAGGUACAAACUAAUAUGUAAACACUGAUUAUGCUAAGUAGGAAAUAUGAUUUAUUUAUGAAUGCAUUUUAUGCAUUCGUUAACCGCCCAGUAUGAGCAGACCAUACCAAGUGAUUUAGUGUAGUUUUUUAGCCAAUAGAUAUACAUACGUAACAAGGCAAUUUUGACGUUUUACAAGUACUUUAGAUUUUUGUAAUUCAGUACCGUCAGCGCGUAUCUGUUAUUUAUUUAUAAUACAGUUCGACGACAUAAAGGUGAAACAGCCGCCAGCGUUGAAAAUGCAGUGUCACAAAAUGUGAAAUUAUUAAUACUGUAUUUAUAUUAAUUAAUUUUAUACAAAAGUCUUGAACGAUUUAAGAUGUCCUUCAAGUUUGUCUUCACGUAUCUAUGAGAACAAAUUCGGAAGUGGUGAAAUUUGACUGAAACAUUACAUUUAUUCAUCAUUAAAUAUUUUUAAAACAACGCCUAAGGUAUAUAUCAUACAAAGGGUUGUAUAUUAUUAGGUACUUAAUACUCAAUUGAAGUUUUUUACUUUUAUAAUGCAAAGCGUUCAUAAAUUUAUAUGACAUUUUUUCAUUCUAGUCUUCAAUAGCUUGACUGAAGAUUUUAUUACGAUUGUAAAAUUCACUUAUGUUAUCGGAAUAGCAGAAAUAGUAAUUUCAUUAUAAUUACAUUCCAUUAGAUUAAUUGUUUAUUAAUGUUUUUCUAUAAAAAAUAUUAUGAUAAAUUUAUUUCAGGUAUGCAUGUUAUUUUACAAAGCAUUGAAAAUGCUAUUUAGUUUUAUGUUGACUUUCUCAUUUUUAUCUUACCACUUGCUUUGUAAUAUUGUUGGCUACAAAAUGAUAGUCAGCUCGAUUUCUAUGAAAAUCUGAAAACUAUUGGUUGUGUAUGCAAUAUUAUUUACUCACUACAUGGAGUAACGAAGUUAAAAGCAAUAAAACAAAUUUUACAUA
Plodia interpunctella (Indianmeal moth) is the source of this 3254-nucleotide messenger RNA. RefSeq names its product polypeptide N-acetylgalactosaminyltransferase 3-like. Lineage: Eukaryota; Metazoa; Arthropoda; Insecta; Lepidoptera; Pyralidae. The coding region runs from base 198 to 2006 and encodes 602 amino acids. Gene Ontology annotation, cellular component: Golgi apparatus. The transcript has 7 exons. The record is from RefSeq and is a predicted model, not a curated record. Gene Ontology annotation, molecular function: polypeptide N-acetylgalactosaminyltransferase activity. Gene Ontology annotation, biological process: protein O-linked glycosylation.